AUGCACCUUCCCAGCGUUAUCCAGAUCCUUGCUGCCACAACCAUAUCUUUGGUUGCUGGCUCAGCAGCUGCAUCUGUCGAAAACAUCAAUAUAAAGGAUAUGUACAUCGAAAAGGACUAUUACAUGAAAAGCAUUGCCCCAGACACAUUACAAAGAAUUUCUGCCCUCCGAGCAACCCAGAAAAAGUGGACAAGCAGCCAAAAUGUGGUUUUCGAUCUAGCGGAGCAGAUGGUUAAGAACUACGAGAUUGAUAGGCUUCAAGAGCUCAGGAGCAAGUGUCACGCUGUCUUUGGUGAUGAUUGUGUUAAUCUACUAGUGGGUCAGAAGACGGGCUCCGGGAAGCAGAAGCAGAUGAUUCCCGGAGGGAAACUCUUGCUUCCUGACUGUGAAUGCAACUAUUAUGCCAGCUGGUGCUGGGUUGGGAAAUGUGUAUGGGUCGAAGGGACCUGCAACAAGAAGCCGAGUAAGUUUACCAAGUACUACCUAAGUUUUCUUGGAUGCCGAACCCUCACAGCAGACUAA
Molecule: messenger RNA, 522 nt
Organism: Pochonia chlamydosporia 170
Lineage: Eukaryota; Fungi; Ascomycota; Sordariomycetes; Hypocreales; Clavicipitaceae
Exons: 1
Coding region: 1-522 (173 amino acids)
Source: RefSeq, a predicted model, not a curated record